AUGAUUGCUGCCCUGGCCGACGUCACCCACCCGACGCACUUUUCUCCCGAUGCUCCCAUCGCCCUCAUGGUUGACGCCUUCAAUUUUGCUGUUGGCGCAGUUCUUCAACAAAGUCUCCCGGAUUCGACGGUGCGUUUGGCCUUCUUUUCAAGAAAACUCUCUAAGGCCGAAACCCGCUACAGCACUUUCGGGCGCGAACUUCCUGCCAUUUAUGUUGCUGUGAAGUACUUCGGGCAGUUACUUCGAGUCCGAGAGUUCGCAAUUUUCACGGACCACAAGUCACUUUCCUUCGCAAUUCACUCAACUUCCAACAGGCUCAACCCCCGGGAAACCCGUCAACUUGACUACAUCUCUCAGUUCACCUCAGCCACAUUGACGGAUCAGGCAAUAAGGACAGCUGACGCAUUAUCCAGAUCCUCCAUCGCUCACCUUCACCUUGGUCCCGGGAUCGACCUUGCUGAGAUGGCAGCGCAAUAA
Spirometra erinaceieuropaei is the source of this 477-nucleotide messenger RNA. NCBI's taxonomy places the organism in Eukaryota, Metazoa, Platyhelminthes, Cestoda, Diphyllobothriidea, Diphyllobothriidae. The record is from the annotation of a GenBank genome assembly.